AUGGCAGUUCGCUCACCUCGAAGCCUUCUGAAAAGGCUCAUUGCGCUUCUACUGCUCAUGUCCUUUGUGGCCUCCACUGCAGCGGCCCUUAGCAUCGUCGAAGCCUCGAUCGAAGAAUUGCAAGAUGCCCUAAGCUCAGGUCAAAUCAACGCCGUGCAACUCCUCGCCAAGCACCUCCAUCGCGUUGCGCGUCUGGACCGACGAGGGCCUCGCCUCAAUGCGAUUCCAGUCAUCAACACCCACGUCUUCGAGGAUGCCCAAGCAUCCGAUGAGUAUCGCGCCUCGCACAACGGCACUAUCCGCUCUCUGGUCGAAGGGAUCCCCUUCACUGCCAAGGAUAGCUACAUGAUCAAGGGCCUCCCCGUAGCAGCAGGCUCACCGGCAUUCCAGAACCUUACUGCAGGCCAUGAUGCCUUCACAGUCGGCGCCCUCCGCGCCGCUGGCGCCAUUCCUCUCGGGAAGACAAAUAUGCCACCAAUGGCAAACGGGGGCAUGCAGCGCGGGCUAUACGGCCGCGCUGAAAGCCCGUACAACGCAUCAUACCUGGCGGCAGCUAUGGGGUCUGGCUCGUCCAACGGAUGCGGUGUCUCGACGGCAGCGAGCAUGGCAGUGUUUGGUCUGGCCGAGGAAACCGUCUCGUCUGGCCGAUCGCCGGCUUCGAAUAAUGGUCUUGUAGCGUAUACCCCGUCGCGUGGGAUUCUGUCUAUCCGCGGGAACUGGCCUCUGACUGCAUCCGCGGAUGUAGUUGUUCCCCAUGCGCGAUCCGUGAGGGAUUUGCUGGCUAUCUUGGAUGUUAUUGCCGCCAGCGAUGCAGAUACCAAGGGUGAUUUCUGGAGGAACCAGCCUUUUGUCUCUCUACCGAGCCCGGAGAGCAUCCGGCCAUCCUCGUUGAUGGGGGUGGCUAAUACGAGCUCGCUAUCCGGGAAGCGCAUCGGGAUUCCUCGCAUGUUUAUCGGCCAAGGCGACCCGGCUGCGCAGCCCGUCUACAUGAGCCCGUCGGUGCGAUCGCUCUAUGACAAUGCCCGGCUCACUCUCGAACGCCUCGGCGCGAUCAUCGAGGAAGUGGAAUUCCCCCUCGUCACAAACCACGAGGUCGCUCCAGUAGUAAACGAGGUCGGCAGCGAAUAUCCUCUCCCGUCAUACUUCAACGGCAGCUCGAGCCCCGGCGAUAUGGACGCAUACGCCUGGGACGACUUCCUCAUAAUGGUCAACGACACCAGCAGCGUUACGACUCUCGCCGACGUCGACCCCGCACUAAUCUUUCCCCAACUCCCGGGGACGCUCCCAGACCGCUACGGCAAUAGGUUCGGGAACCGCACCAGCAGCAACACCAACUACGUCAACGCCGUCAAGUCGCGGACAGGACCCAUCAACGAGAUUCCUGGUCUCGGGCCCUGGUUAUCGUCCCUCGAGGCUCGACGCAAAUGCGAUCUCGAAGCUUGGAUGGAGCGCAGAGGACUCGAUCUGCUUGCAUGGCCAACCAAUGGGGACGUCGGACGCGAAGCCGCCGAGACCGAUGUCGACGCAGCGAUUCCAACGUGGUGGAAUGGCGUCGCCAGGUCCUUUGGGAACUUUGCCAUCCGGCAGCUCGGCGUCCCGACUGUUACGGUGACGAUGGGUGCGAUGGAGGAUACGAACAUGCCUGUUGGUAUAACCUUUGCAUCCAAGGCUUAUGAUGACUUUGCGUUGAUGAGCUAUGCAUAUGCUUUCGAGCAGGCGCAUCCGGAGGGACGAUUUGCUCCGCCGCGUGCGCCUACGCUCGAGACUGAUGUAAUUCCGCCGCUGCGCCGCGAGAAGCCGGCGAAAUUCCCGAAGAGCAAAGCGCCAGCACUGGAAGUUCACGUCGAGAGACCACGCCCGGACACGGUGCUCAUUCGCGGUGCUGUGAGAAUGGCGGGCACAUGUGGGCCUCUUGAAUAUAACCUUGAGGUCUAUGUUGAUGGGCUCCCAGUUGGGCCUGUGGUGCGACACGGCAGCCACUGGAGUGUCACUGCGAGCAUCAGUCUGCCGUUCCAGGGGGGUUCUCCCUUUAGAGAGAUCAAUGUGCCAGAUGCGAGCCUUGCGAUGGUUGUUGUUGUUGCGACGACACCGAAUGGGCGCUCGGCUGGGAAGCUGUUGUUUAUUUGA
Messenger RNA from Aspergillus calidoustus, 2127 nucleotides. Lineage: Eukaryota; Fungi; Ascomycota; Eurotiomycetes; Eurotiales; Aspergillaceae. The record is from the annotation of a GenBank genome assembly.